This is a messenger RNA of Argiope bruennichi, 5122 nucleotides long. RefSeq names its product YEATS domain-containing protein 2-like (gene D12). The record is from RefSeq and is a predicted model, not a curated record. Gene Ontology annotation, cellular component: NuA4 histone acetyltransferase complex. The transcript is spliced from 18 exons. The coding region runs from base 281 to 2812 and encodes 843 amino acids. Gene Ontology annotation, molecular function: histone binding. Gene Ontology annotation, biological process: chromatin remodeling; regulation of transcription by RNA polymerase II. Lineage: Eukaryota; Metazoa; Arthropoda; Arachnida; Araneae; Araneidae.
UCCUUAUGUUAUAAGUUUUGUGAACAAAAAUGAAUACACCAGUUUUUUUUUUGUGUAUUUUUUUUCCUGUUCUACAAAGGAUAUUUUAUACAAUUAAUAUAUUUUAAAUAAAAUUAUUCAAUAAUUUUUUGUACUUUUUUCUCAGUGCUAAAAAUACCAAUCCAACAAAAUAGUGUAAAUAAAAGAACCGGUAUCUCCAUAGUAAACAUUAGUAAUGAAAUUUGAAUGGACUUAUGUAAAUUAGGCCCAUUUACUCAACUGUUUUGAUCAUCAGUAAAAUAUGGCAGCUAAAAAUGCAUAUCUCCAAGAUCCAGAGUAUGAAGCUAUACCAGCUUCAUUUCAAGAAAAAAGAAUUAAAUUGAUGGAAGAUAGUGGACGGCUGCACACAAAAAAGAAAAUUGAGGGAAUUAUAACUGCAAAUUUUAAUCAAGAAAUUAAUUCUAAAGGUGCUGAACUAGAUUGCUUGGAUGAUUAUUUAUAUGAAGCACGCUCCACUUUGGAUCGUUUGCGGGCUUGUGCUAUUACAAAAUAUUAUGCCAAUGUUGGGCAAGAGCAGACAUCUUCUUCAUCAUCUGAAAAUAUUUUUCCUUCUAUUCAUCCUACAUCUAAAAAAUAUCUGGGAAAAUCUCCUAAAUAUUUGAACAAUGUUAUGGUGGAAGGGAAUUUUAACAGUGCAGAUAGUCAAGGAAGCACUUCUGAAAUACUUUCAAGUUAUAAAUCACCUGUUUCAAACCAAGUUACUAAAAAGGCUGAAGCGAUAAAAUCUUAUUUAUCCCCAAGUAAAGACAUUUCCUCUCGAGCCCCUCGUAUCAAAGUAAAAAUAAUUAUUGGAAAUAUUUCCAAAUUCAUUCCAGUGUGGAUGCGGGAUGAGAGUGAUCAACAUAUAACACAUAAAUGGAUGAUUUAUGUCAGAGGAGAUAAAAAUGGCCCCACCAUUGAAAGUUUUGUGAAGAAAGUUAGAUUUUUCCUACAUUCCAGUUACAGACCUAACGAUAUUGUUGAAAUCUGUAGUCCGCCAUUUCAUCUCAUAAAGAGAGGCUGGGGUGAAUUUGAAGUUCGAGUUCAAAUAUUUUUUCACGAUCCUCGUAACAAACCUGUUGAUAUACAGCAUACUUUAAAGUUGGACAAGACAUUCACUGGUCUACAAACUCUUGGAAAUGAAACUGUUGUAGAUUUGCAACUGUUUAAAGCAGAUGCCAGUGGAAGCAAUCCUUGUGCCAGUCUAUCUACCAUUCUAUCAAACUCAAGUUUGCAAUCAUCUUAUAAUUUGCAGCAAAAUCAUGUAUCUUAUAAUGAAUUAAAUGCUGAUUCAACUAUUGCAAUCAAAGCAGAACCCGAUGUUGAAUCUGAAAAUAGUGUUGAUGUUUCUGGUACAGACAGCUUGAUGUCUCCUCCCCCUGUGCAAAAUAUUUCAAAUAAAAAAUUACCAAAAGAAAAUAGCCCAGAUAUUACUUCAAAUUCUGCUCUUUCAAAUGGAAGCUUAUUUGAUGGAGAGACAAAUGAUAUUCCAGAUAGAACUACUAUCCCUAAACCAGUUGUUCCUAUCGUGACUCUUUCAAGGAAUACUGAUACAGACUUGAAACCUGUAAAUAAUUUUGUCUCAAAUGGUGUAAAUACUGCUUAUUUAAAAUGUAGAGAUAAAGAAGGCCGAGUACUUAUAGUUCCGCAGUCCUCUUUGGUUUGCAUUAAGUCUCGAAAGUUAUCAGGAAAAACAUCAACUGUCCAGACAACUCCUGAUAAACUGAUGAAUUCUAAAACAUCUGUUCCUUCUUAUUUCUUGAAAGUUGUUCCUAAUCAGGACAGUGGCCAAAACCAACUGCUUCUCAUUGCCAUGGCAGAAAAAAAAAUACAAUGCACAGAUGUCAAAAUGUCUGCUGAAGUUGCCUGUCAAAGUGGUCUUGGUUUCUCAAAUGAUAGUAACAGUACAGAUUCUUCUCAAAAAUUAAAGCCUGGUGUUUUUUGGGAUGAAGAACUCAAUAAUAUUAAGAUUGAAUACUAUAAGUCAUUUGUGGAUUUAUUGAAGAGAGUAUGCAAAGCAAUACCUCUUGUGAAGAAAAAUAUUGAUCGAAGUUUAUAUCCAUUUUGUGCAUCUUCAAUGGAUGAGUUUCUAAGGUGGACUAUUGGUAAACAACGUGCUUGUGAGUGGAAGAGAGCUGGUUUGGUGCGAACAGCCAUCUUGAACAUUCUUAAGAAAAAUAAAUUUCCUUACGCUACAGAAGAAAGUGUGUGGCCAAGGCAUGUCAUUAUGACUUGGUGUCGAAAAAAUGGCUUUGUACCAAUGGUGUCUGAAAAGAUGACUCUCCUACCAGAACCAAAGUGGUCAGGUGUUGAGCUAUGUUCUGUAAGCAAUGCCAAUGAUUUAUUUUGUAGUUUACAUGAAGAUCACACAAAAUUAGAUUCAACUGAAGAUGAUUUAGAAAUCGAUAUUCUUGAAGAUACCAAGGCAGAUUCUUCAAUACUUAAAAAUAACCAAAAUCAUUUACCCCUGACUCGUAUAUCCUAUAUCCAUCCAGCAGCUGCUUUUGUGAAAGAAGUAUCAUCACAGAUGGGAGUGAACAUUAAGCCUAUAGAAAUGGAACCAUCUAUAUUCAUGCCAACUAUUGAAGAAAUGAUAUUAGCAGCUUGUCGAGAGCUUGCAGCAGAUAUAAUAAGAUCAUCUGUAAAUGCUGGAUACAACAGAAUGGGGGGCCAGUUGUGUCCAGAAGAAAUAACAGUGUCAGAUGUGUAUUCUGCUAUCAAAGACACUCCGCAGUUUGAUUUCCUGACCAACAGUUAUUUAGGAGUUCCUAAAGAAGCUAAAGGCGAUACUUGACUAAUACUGAACAUUAUUUAUGUUAUUAGCAUUUUUUUUUAUAUAUCACUUCAACUAACUUAACCUUUUACAGUCUUGUGUGAUGCAUCAGAAGUUAAAAGUACAAAAUAGAUCAGUAUGAAUAUGCAUUUUAUGAAUAAGACCUUUUCCUGCUGUCUUUCUAUUAUACAAAUGAAAGAAACAGCAUAAUAUUGCUCACUAUAAUCUGAAAUAAGUAUAAAUCUUCCAUAAUAAUUGUGUUUACUUUGAGCUAUAAAUUUCAAUCUGCAUUUUGCAAGAAAUUAUAAAGUGGGGAAUUUUCAUAACUUUAAAUGAUUUGAGCAAUCAUUCAACCAUCUGUAUAUAAUUCCACUUUUCUGAUAUAUGAUGAAAAUUCCCCUCUUUUAAAUUUAAUUCUUAAGACUAUAUUAUUGUGUUUUCCCUCACUUUAUGGUUGUUUAAACCAUGUGAUUACUUUUCUGUGAUAUUCUUUUUUUUUUUUUUUUGGUGCCAAACAAAUUCACUUAUUUUAACCUUAUAAAUGCUAAAGGCAGUCACCUACAUACAUAGUGGUGCUAAUUGCUACUAAAAAUAUUAAUAAUUUUCCUUUGUAGUUUCUUAAUGAAAAUACAUAAUGAUGUUUGUUAUUGUUGAAUUAUUUCGAAUUUUGAUUACACAAUUGUCUUCCUUUAACAAAUGUGUUAUGCUGCAUCUGUUUGAUCAGUUGCAACUAAGCAAUAAAUAUUCAUUGUCAUAUUUCUGCAGUAUGUGUUGGAUGUGAAAAUAAUUUAUGUAAAUGCACAUUAAUUUUAGAUGCAAUGCUAAGUAUUAUAUUUAUAAUAAAUUUGACUGCUGUUUGCUGUAUUUAUAUGUAGAUAUGACUUGCAAAAGCUUAAUCAAAUGAUAUGAAAAAGGAUAUUUCAAGAAAAUAUUAAUAUUCUGAUCAAACAGAUAUUUUGAUUCUUUAGAAAAAUGAAAUUCAAAAGAAACUGAAAAAAUUUUUGCAAUGUUUUUUCUCACUGUGUCAAAGUAAAUAAUUUUUUAAAUCUGGGGACCUGUAAAAUAUAUUGUGCGCAAUUAUGAAUGAAGAAUGCAAAAUUUUGAUCAUUUUAUAUUCAUUAAAAUGGAAGAAAAACAGCUUUAUUUGAAUUGUCUUUGAAAUCAGAUUAAAUACAAAUUUUAGUUCCAAUAUUCUGCGAGUACCUUUAUUAUCAUUUUUUAUCGUUAUAAUAACGAAUGUGUUUUUUUUUAUCAUUAUAAGUCAUAGUAUGAAAUGUGUAAUAAUUAUUACUUUUUAGUAUAUUUAAUUAUUAUUUGAAAUAAUUAAUUUAGUUAUUGUUUCAAAUUCAUGAAACAUGCAGAUCUAAUUUUCUAUAUCUGAUCUGUGUUAAUAACUGCUACAUGAUUUAAUAAAUUAUCAGUUCUUAUGGGUUUUGAACCCAUUUGCUUCAUAUAUUUUAGGAACAAAAUUAUGCUUUCUUUCCUUUUUAAUUUAAAUUGCUAUAGUUAAUUAGUAUUAAAGUAAUUCAUUGAGGUAAAUUCUAUUGCUAAAUUUAAAAUUCACAGAUAGUUUCAUUUGUUAUGACAAAAAUUUCAUUGGACUCAUUGCUUUUUAUUUUAAUUAUAUUAAUUAUUAAAGUACUAACAAAUCAAAUACAAAAAUUAUACCAAUAGAGAAAUGAAUCAAUAGUAAUUUUAUAGUUUACUUGCAUUGAGUGAAUUAUAUAAAUCACACUACAAUUGAAAUUUGAAUAAUUUAAAUUUAUACAGCAAGCUUUACCACUAUGUCUAAUCCACUUCUUACAGAUAUGCUUUAUUUCUCAUCAUAUUUAUUUAUGCAGGAAAUGUGUAGCACAUUAGUGUGUUUAAACAUCAAAAUUAAUGCAUUUGACAAGAACCUGGAGAAAAAUUUAGAUAAGCUUUAUAUUUUUACACUCAUCGUUUGGACUAUGCAAAUAAAAUGCUUUUCCCCCCUGUCUUUUUUUCUUCUCCCUCAGUACCCAAUACUUUUAAAAUAGGUUUUAAAAUUUUUAGUUAAUUUAAAUAUUGAAAAUUUCUUUUUCCCAUUUCUGAUAAUGACUAAAAGUGUACAAAAUUUUCACUGUAUUAUAUCAGUGCAUUUAUGUUUUGUGCUUCCUGAAUCUCAACUCUGUCAUUUGAAAAUGUACAUAUUUGAGUUGUACAUCAUCAGGGAGACUUUUUUUUUUUUUUUUUGGCAGAUGUUUGUAACAUAUAGUGUACAUACAAGUUUUAGACUGAUUGUAAGUUUGUAGUGAAAGAUGAAUGUAAAGUUGUAACAGGCAUUUUUUGAAUACAACCUUGUAUUAAUAA